Arctia plantaginis is the source of this 459-nucleotide messenger RNA. NCBI's taxonomy places the organism in Eukaryota, Metazoa, Arthropoda, Insecta, Lepidoptera, Erebidae. The record is from the annotation of a GenBank genome assembly.
AUGGCUGGUGGAAGUUUGAAUAAUAUUGUAAUUAGUGUUAUGCUGCCCAUAAUGUUGUCUAAUACAUGUGACGCGAUAAAAUGUUUCGAAUGCAACAGCGCUAACAACUCGGCCUGCUUGGAGAUGCACGUGCCCAAGAUGAACGCCAUCAUACCUGUGGUAGACUGCUCACACACAUUGCCCAGUGACAAGAGCAAAAAUGUUUUUUGUAGGAAAAUCACUCAGACUAUCUUACACUACGACAAAACUCCGGAAGUUCGCAUCACACGGACGUGUGGUUGGGUAAAACACAAACGGGAUUGCUACAAGGCAGACAACAGUGACCAUUUGGAGACCGUAUGUCAAUGCUUUGGUGACUUGUGCAAUGCAGCAACAUCGUUUGAAAACCUCAAACUGACAGCUCUAGCGGCUAUUGCCGCUCUUGUCACAGCAUUUAAAACAUGGAGAGGGAAUGUUUAA